Molecule: messenger RNA, 1453 nt
Organism: Effrenium voratum
Lineage: Eukaryota; Dinophyceae; Suessiales; Symbiodiniaceae
Source: the annotation of a GenBank genome assembly
AGCUGUUUUGUUUGAUUUUGUAGUCUCACCUUCAUACUAGAGGUCAUGACUUCGAGAAUGUCAUCAAGACCAUUGCGAGGUUUGACUGCCUUACUCGCGGCCCUGUGUGUAUGCAGCUGGAAUUUUGUAUCCUUCCCUGCCGUUCGCACCACGAUCGGCAAUGAGGUCAGACCCGAAGGGCGGGCAGUUUCGUCUGGCAAUUUUGCAGGCAAAAGCUUUUACGCAGGAACAAAGGCUCAGGAGAAGGCCGUGAGCGACACCUCUCGCUCGACAGAUGCUGUCUCCUUGGCGCUGGCUGCAGCAGGAUGCGCAGUUGCUAUGAGGGCUGCCUCUGAGGCUUCUGAGGGAGCGGCCAAGGAAGCGGUCGAGACUGAGACCAAGAGCAAAAGCUUUAUGGACAAGCAUGGCGUCGUGGUCUACAUCGGUCUGUGGUACGUCUUCAACAUUGGCUACAACAUCUACAACAAAAAGGCAUUGAUCUCCUAUCCCUUUCCGUGGGCCUGCGCUUUGUGGCAGAUGGCGUUUGGCUGGCUCAUCUUCGUUCCUCUCUGGAUUUUGAGGGUGCGGAAGGUCCCAAAGCUUUCCGUCUCACAAGCGGUCACAUUGGCACCUGCUGCGCUGGGCCAUUUGGCAACACACGUCGGAGCUGUGGUUGCCUUCUUUGCUGGUGCCGUGUCCUUCGGACACAUUGUGAAAGCCUCCGAGCCAGUCGUGUCCUCCUUCCUGAACUUUGCCUUCCUGGGUGAGGUCAUGCCCUGGCAAGUGUAUGCGUCUCUGGUGCCAAUCAUUGGCGGUGUGGGUCUUGCGAGCGCUUCUGAGAUGUCCUUCAACUGGUUGUGCUUUGGGGCUGCGAUGGGUUCCAAUCUGGGCUCGGCGUCCAGGGCAGUCUACAGCAAGAAGGUGAUGAAGGGGGACAUUGGUGAGAACAUGGACUCAGUGAACACAUUCUCUGUGCUGACCAUCAUGGCCACCUUCAUGCUGAUCCCCAUUGCCUUGGCCAUUGAGGGGCCAACAGCAAUGUUGAAGGGCUUCAAGCUUGCAUAUUCAGCGGGUGGACUGCAUUUUAUGCGGCAGAGACUUGGCGGAGUCUUCUAUUACAUGUACAACGAAGUAGCUUUCCAGGCUCUGGGCAAGCUGGACCCCGUGUCGCAUGCGGUUUGCAACACGAUGAAGCGAGUGGUGAUCAUCAUCACGGCCAUCUUCGUAUUCCGCAAUCCGGUCACUGGCAUGGGAAUCCUUGGCAGCUCCGUUGCCAUCGGAGGCACGCUUUUGUAUUCUCUUGCCAAGAACAAGUAUGCGACGAAGUGAGCAGUCCAUAUUUUUCCAUUGGUUUUCUCGCUUUUCUCGAGCAGCUGCAAACCGCAGCUGCCACAGUUUUUUUCUUUCCAGCUCCCUUGCAUGAAAUGCGGACUAACUAUACACUGCUCCUGCGUGAAAUGUGUCAAGCGCGAUA